AAAAUAAAUUUCCCGGAAAAAGAAAAUAUUCUCACGAAACCAGAAUUUGCGAAACCUACCUCUCUCUCUCUCCCCCUCCCAUUCGCAUUCUCUCUCAUGCGUUUCCUCUGAAUUUUACCAGUUCUAACUAUAAUCGCCUCUCUGUUGAUCGCCGGAGAGGAAAAAUGUCAUCGGGAUUUUCCGGCGGAGUGCCGGAAUUUUACAGCGGAGGUAGAUCCAUCAACACCGCCAUGAACAAUAAUGUUUCUCAGUCUCCUUACCGACCCCAGCUAUCUCAAAUAUUCCUCGACCCAGCCUCGCAGAUCGCUCAACAGAGAACAGCCACGCAAAGCCUGAUCGGAAAGCGAACGCUUGCUGACUUCCAAUCACAUCAGACAUACCAAACUCCACAGCAAUUAAACGGACUAUAUCUCCGUUCUAUGAAGCCAAGGAUGUAUCAGAAUACAUCUCCGAUAUCCACCCUGUCUCCGACUGAAUUGUCUGCUAACAUGUCUUCUGAUAUGCAUUAUUUGUCUUCUUUCUCGCCGGCUUCUGCUUUGUCGCAGCAGCAGCGCUACGGUUUGCCGCCUCUACAACAGCUGAGGCCGUACCACCUAUCGCAGAUGAACGCAGGGCCUAUGUUACAUUCCGGUGUCGUUCAGAAGGGAAUAUCUGGUAUAAACAAUCAGGAAUCGGAGAAGAUGUUGAAUAGGCUGCAGGAGCUUGAGAAGCAGCUCCUUGACGACAACGAUGACGAUGAGGGAGACGCGGUGUCUGUUAUUACGAAUACUAAUAGCGCGUGGUCAGAGACGAUGCAGAGCCUGUUCAGCUCGUCAAGUCCUACGGCGAUUUCUCCUUCGCCAACAAACUCGUCGACCUCUUCUUCGUGUUCGUUGUCUUCAUCAGCGGCCACCCGCGUCUCGAAUUGUUCCAAAGAGUCUGUAAUCGAGGCUGCCACCGCCAUUUACGAUGGGAAAGCAGAGGCGGCCACCGAGAUCUUGUCACGCUUGUCGCAGUUUGCAAACACGAAGGGCAAUUCUGAGCAGCGAGUGACGAAUUACAUGUUGUCGGCGCUGAAAUCACGCUCGAACUCUUUCGAGAGCCCGCCUCCUGUCGCGGAGCUUUAUGGUAAAGAUCAUAUUGGUUCGAUUCAGCUGCUUUACGAUUUUUCUCCCUGUUUCAAGCACGGUUUCAUGGCGGCGAAUCAAGCUAUCCUUGACGCCACAGUAGGCGAGCCAAACACAGAUAAAUUACAUGUUGUUGAUUUCGAUCUUGGCCAAGGAGGCCAGUACGUGAAUCUUCUGCACGCGCUCUCCUCGCGUCAGAGUGGUAAGCCGCCUGUUACUCUCAAGAUUACCGCUGUCUCAGAUGAUGGUAGCGAAGAAAGGCUGAGGCAGGUUGGUGAAAUGUUGAGCCAGCACGCUGAGCAGGGCGGGGUUUCUUUACAUUUCAAUGUGGUCGUGGGUCAGAAAAUCAGUAAUUUGAGUCGUGACUCACUGGGUUGCGAACCGGACGAGCCGCUGGCGGUGAAUUUCGCCUUCAAUCUGUACCGGAUACCAGACGAGAGUGUCUCGACGGAGAAUCCACGGGACGAGCUUCUCCGGCGCGUGAAAGGAUUGGCACCGCGCGUAGUGACGCUGGUUGAGCAGGAGAUGAACACGAAUACGGCGCCGUUCGUGGCGCGUGUGGGAGAGGUGUGGUCAUAUUAUGGAGCGUUAUUUGACUCGAUUGAGGCCACCACCGUGGCUAGGGACAAGGCAGACCGAGUCAAAGUAGAAGAGGGACUGGGUCGUAAACUCGGCAACUCGGUUGCUUGCGAGGGUAGGGACCGGUUGGAGAGAUGCGAGCUGUUUGGGAAGUGGCGGGCCCGGAUGGGAAUGGCUGGAUUCAAUUUGAAACCAAUGAGUCCGAAAGUUGCCGAGUCAAUGCGUGCGAGGCUGAGUUCAGGAAACCGAGUCAACCGGGGGUUCACCGUCAAAGAAGAGAACGGAGGGGUUUGCUUUGGCUGGAUGGGUCGAACCCUAACCGUUGCAUCUGCUUGGAGUUAAUUUCAGUCUCGUCAUUAUUGUCUUAUUAAUUAAUUGUUAUAGUAUUUUCAGAAGUUUUCCUGAGAAAAUGCCAAAUGUGGAAGGAAAAUGAAGAAGAAAAAUCCCUCAACAAAAGAAGAGAUAAUAAUAAAAAUUGUGUUUGGAUUUGAUGAAAAGUUUAUGUGCAGUGUUUGAUAAUAACCAAGAAGGGCUUGGCUGUCUUGCUUA
Molecule: messenger RNA, 2234 nt
Organism: Tripterygium wilfordii
Lineage: Eukaryota; Viridiplantae; Streptophyta; Magnoliopsida; Celastrales; Celastraceae
Product: scarecrow-like protein 8
Exons: 1
Coding region: 165-2027 (620 amino acids)
Biological process (GO): regulation of DNA-templated transcription
Cellular component (GO): nucleus
Molecular function (GO): sequence-specific DNA binding; DNA-binding transcription factor activity
Source: RefSeq, a predicted model, not a curated record